Molecule: messenger RNA, 468 nt
Organism: Rotaria sordida
Lineage: Eukaryota; Metazoa; Rotifera; Eurotatoria; Philodinida; Philodinidae
Source: the annotation of a GenBank genome assembly
AUGAAUUAUCAAUUGUUUAAUGAAUCAGAUCAUACAGCAAUUUACAAAGCAUAUCGUACUGGUUAUCCACAAGAAUUAUAUAAAAAAAUUUUGGAAUUUUAUUUCAAUACAACCAAUAUCGAUUUCAAUAAUGAUGAUAAUGAUAAAAAAAUUCCAUUAGCUUUAGAUGUUGCAUGUGGCAGUGGACAAGCAACUGUUGAUUUAAGUUAUUAUUGUCAUCGAGUUAUUGCUAUUGAUUGUAGUGAAAAUCAAUUAAAAAAUGCAACAUUAAAAGAAAAUAUUGAAUAUCAUUGUUCUAAUGCAGAAAAUUUAACAUUUUUAUCACCUAAUUCAAUUGAUCUUAUUACAGUAGCAACAGCAUUACAUUGGUUUGAUAUUCAAACAUUUUUUCAACAAGUUGAUCGUGUUUUAAAACCGAACGGUGGUGUUCUAAGUGUGUGGAGUAUCGGGUUUCCAUUAUUAGAUAAU